UUGUAAUCAUUUAUUUAGCUUUACAAAUCAAUAUAAUUGAAAGAAUGAUGUAAACAUAUGUGAUUACGUCCAUAUUAAUUUUAUAUAAAUAUUAUAUUGCAAAUAUGAGUUCGAGUAAAAGAAAAACUAUUGAAAUUAAUUCGAACGAAGAAAGCAGCCCUAAAAAUCGUCGUAGUUCGUUAGCAGUUAAUUUAAGUUUUACAAACUUCACAGAUUCAGGUAAUGGUUCUCUCAGAAAAACACACAUUAAGAGUAAUGAAUCGUCUGUUCAAAUACAACCUUAUUAUGACUUAUCAAAAAGUAAUAAAGAAUCUGACAAGAAGAAACAAUCUAAUAAAAGUUUUGUUAAUAAAUCUACUGUAAAUAAAACAAAUAAUGUAAGUUCUUGCAAAGAUCAAUUGUUAAAGGAUGUCAGUGUACGUGUCAUUGAUAUAAAACAUAUUAAACAAACUGAUAAAAGUUUUCAACAGCUAAGAGAUGCAAUAUUAACUAAAACUAGAGAAAUAUUUAAUAAACAAGAUGAAUGUGCUAUAAAGACUACUCUAGUUCUAGAAAAUCAUAAUAAUCAAUUAUUAAAUACUUAUUCCAAGAAUAUUGAAAAUCAACAACAACCUUUAAGAGAUGGAAUUACUAAUUUACAGACCAAUACUCAAAAUGAUAUGAUUAGUAUCUUUUCUACGCCUGUUAAAAAUUGCAAUGAUAAUGAAUCUAUAGAUAAAUCAACAAAAAAAUCAAAAAGAAGACUGUUUAUGCAUAAUGAUAUUAAUUAUCCUCAAAUCGUUGAGACUGCAAUGAAAGAAAAUCAUGACGCAGAAAAUAAUUUGAGACAGUUAUCUCCUAGAAAUGUAAAUUAUAAAAUUAGUCCUAUAAUAACUGGUAGUAAUAGAAGAUAUCAUGGAAAACUUUCGUUAAAAUAUCUUUCUAAAAAUCGAACAAAAUGUGAUACAGAAGAUUUGAGUCAAAAAACUGUACCGAGUUUAAGUAGUAUUUUAAGUAAUGAAAUUGAAUCUCUUGAUGCACCAAUAUUAUGUUCCACGUUUAACGAGGAAUUGGGUGGAAAUAGUAACAAAUUUAUUGAAGAACAUAACAUUAAUAAUGAAAGACGUAAAAAAAGUGCAACAGUUGUAUCCAUGGAAUUAACAACUGUUCAAAGUCAUAGUAUGAAACAUUAUAAUACUUGUAAUGAAAAAGUAGAUCCAAUAAAUGCGAUUAAUAGUAAUCAAAAUAGCAAUAAAAAAGAAUCUGAAAUACAAAAGACAAAAGAAAAAGUAAAUCAAACAAAUUCAAUAUCAAAUAAAGAAUCUAUAAUGAAUCAGAAAACUAUACUGAUAACGUCAGAUAUAUUACUUCAAUCAGGUCAGUUUAUUACUGACAAAAAUGAAAGUAUUAAAUCAACAGUUAACAAUGAAAAUAACGUAGAAGAACUUGACUCAUCUUUACAUGUAAAUACAUCUAAGGAUAAUGCAAAUGAACAGGAAAAUAUAACUGAAGUUCGUGAAUCGUUACAAGUGAAUACAUCUUUAAAUUCUACGUAUAAACAUAUGCAAUGUGAUAACAAAAAACAAUCAAAACAAGAAAACACAGAAAGAUCAGAAAAACAUUCACGAUGCAAUAAUGAAAUAACAAAUGAAAACAAUGAUAGCUCAAAUUAUAUUCAAUGUACACCUUAUAAUGAAUGUCAAUCUAAUUUUCCAAAAUCUCUAUCACAAAUAGAUACAGUAAUACAUAAUACAAAAGUUAAGGAUUCUUCUAAGGUGAUUGAUAAGAGCAAUGUAAAGAAAAUAGAUGAAAUUACUCUUAAUCCAAAAACAGAACCAUGCGGAUGUAAAAUUCAUACAACAAUUCUGUGUACCAAACCAUGUAAAAACAUUUUACGUAGUACAGUUAUUUUAGAUGAUUCACCUUUUAUUGCUUCGAAUAAACUGAAAUGCAAUGAAGUAAUUAUAGAUGAAUCUCUUAGUCAGCAGGUAACAUGCAAAGACAAAAUAAAAUAUAACAGUUUAAAAAAUACAAAUGUUAUACCACCUAAGAUAAAGAAAAAAAAAUUAUUACCGCUUUGUGAAGAAUCUAGAUUAUCAUUUACUCCAGUGGAAAAAUCUUUAACGCCUACGCCAUCGACAACAAAGAAAAAGAAACAAUUUAAAAAGAAAAAAACAAUGAAACAGAAUUUGUGGACGAAGUUUUGCAAUGUCUCAAAUGACGUAGAAACAAGUAAUAACGAUUUGUCAGAAAAUAAUAUAUCUUUCGAUCUAAAGAAGAAAAAAGGACGUAAAAAACCUAGAAAAGUGGUUAGUAAGAAGAUUGUAACUAAAAAAAUGGUUGAUAGUGAUAUAUUGAGAAAAUUAGAAGAUAUGCAUAAACGUUCUAAUCAGAAAACUGAAAACAUUAAAGGUGACAAUUCUAUGAAUGAAUUUCAAAUUAAAGAAGGGUCUUCUCAUAGACCUUUUCAUAAAUCUCCAAAAAUUGUUAUAGUUAUAACAGGAUUUUCAAGAGGAGACAAAAGUUUAAUUAAAAACAUUGUAAAAACUCUUGGCAUGGCAAGAAUAGAACAAAAUGUUACGCGUAGAACAACUCACGUAGUGAGCACAGGAGUGCGUACAAUAAAUUUAUUGCAUGGUAUAAUAAGAGGUUGUUGGCUCGUAAAACUUGAAUGGAUUUUGAAAUCUUUGGAAAAUAAUGAAUGGUUGAAUCCAGAAGAAUUUGAAAUGAUGCAUUACUCAAAGGCAGUCAAAGAAAAUCGCAAAGAUCGAGAAUUAUUUGGAAUGGCUUAUGUACCAGAUUUAUUUGCUACUUCUGGUUUCUUACACGUUGAAAAUGGUACUACACCUCCAGCACAAGUUUUAAAAGAACUUAUCAAAGCUGCUGGUGGUAGAAUAACUGAAUAUCCACAAGCUGCAAAAAUUAUUAUUGGUGCAAAUGGUAUUAAAGAAAGCUGGAUCUUGGAUUCGAUUACUACAGGUGUUUUACAAUCAACAGCGCAAUAUCAAAGGAAAUAGGAUAGUAUUAUUUAUUUAUUCUAGUUUCUUGUUAUUUUUUUAUUUUGUCACAAAUUAUGUUUAAUUGCCAUAGGCAAUGAUAAAGAUUUUGUUUAUGGAUGUAAAUUAUUUAACUAAAUUAUACAAAUAUUAUUGG
Molecule: messenger RNA, 3132 nt
Organism: Polistes dominula (European paper wasp)
Lineage: Eukaryota; Metazoa; Arthropoda; Insecta; Hymenoptera; Vespidae
Gene: MCPH1
Product: Microcephalin
Biological process (GO): mitotic cell cycle
Source: RefSeq, a predicted model, not a curated record